Papilio polytes (common Mormon) is the source of this 1272-nucleotide messenger RNA. Its product is annotated as regulation of nuclear pre-mRNA domain-containing protein 2. NCBI's taxonomy places the organism in Eukaryota, Metazoa, Arthropoda, Insecta, Lepidoptera, Papilionidae. The transcript is spliced from 6 exons. Gene Ontology annotation, biological process: mRNA 3'-end processing. The coding region runs from base 412 to 1272 and encodes 286 amino acids. Gene Ontology annotation, cellular component: RNA polymerase II, holoenzyme. Gene Ontology annotation, molecular function: RNA polymerase II complex binding. The record is from RefSeq and is a predicted model, not a curated record.
GUGCUGACAACAAUCAUGAAGCUGCUCUUUGACAGCACAUCAUUCAUAAAAGAGAAAAUGGCGGUUGUUAUAUUAGGAAAUAUAGGAAUCUUUCCAACAAGUUAAAAUUUUUGUGAGUUUAAAAUAGAGCUUUGAAACUUAGUAGUUCUAAUUGUUUGUGUUUAGUAUUAUACAUCCGUUGUAUUAUGGACAGUUAGCAAGAUCUAUUUUUUUCAACAAAAAUAGUACUUUAUCUCAUAACAAUAAAGCGGUAGGAGACCGCAUUUAUUUACGAAAUAGUUUUUCAAUAAUAAGUGCUGUAUUAUUUUAUCGGUUUGAUUGUUUAUUUAAAUUACGAUGUUUCUAAUGUGUUAGAGUUAUUUACACAACAAGGUUACUUCGUGAUGUGUUUGUGAGCGUUUUCCCUCUAAAAUGGAUGAAUCUGAGGAAUUCAACACACUAGCCUUCGAAAAGAAGCUUUCUCAGUUAAAAGAUACUCAGGAGAGUAUACAGUCGUUAUCUUCUUGGUGUUUGAAACAACGUGAUCAUCACAAAAAGAUUGUAUCGAGCUGGUUGAAUGUUUUGAAAAGAGUUAAAGUGGAGCAAAGAUUGGUGCUGUUUUAUCUAGCAAAUGAUGUGAUCCAAUAUAGUAAAAGAAAGAAUUAUAAAUUCGUUGAGAGUUGGGGAUUAAAUUUACAGAAAGCAACACCUCUGGUCAGGGAUGACAAGGUUCGGCCAAAAAUAUUAAGAAUAUUUAAAAUUUGGGAGCAAAGAUCGGUUUAUGAUGAUGAAUUCCUAUCAGAUCUGACCGGGCUGCUUAGUGCAGGACCUGGUAAGAAGGCUGAUGAUGAUCCAUUGGAUUUUCAACCUCAGCAAUUAGUGAACAAAAUUAAACAAUGCACAGUACUAGAGACGGAUACAGAUUUAAGGUUGAAAUAUAUACAUGAGAGUCAUUUACAACUCUCAGAUUCUGACGCAUUACGAGCUAGUCUUAAGGAUAGGAGUAAUAAAGAUGACGUAGAGAAGGAACUUAACGAAGGUAUAGCGUGUGUGGAGAGGUACACGCAAGCUUUGCAACGGGAGAUAGUAGCUAGAGAGGCAUUACUAGCACUUCUGACUUCAGCGGAACACUACUACUCUACACAGCGAGGGGAAGUCAAAGUAGUUGCUUAUGCGUAUAAAACAUUUGGUGCGCGAGUUCGUGCAUUGAAACGCAAGUUGGACGAGCUGACAACGACAUUGCCCAGUGCACUAUCUGAGCCUCUGUCAGCCACUAGUGGGACAUUCGCUUAA